This is a messenger RNA of Anopheles coustani, 3978 nucleotides long. RefSeq lists its product as uncharacterized. Gene Ontology annotation, cellular component: ribonucleoprotein complex. The record is from RefSeq and is a predicted model, not a curated record. Bases 62 to 3229 code for a protein of 1055 amino acids. NCBI's taxonomy places the organism in Eukaryota, Metazoa, Arthropoda, Insecta, Diptera, Culicidae. Gene Ontology annotation, molecular function: RNA binding. The transcript has 7 exons.
GUUUCUUCCGAAAUUUUUAGGAAAAACUUAUUAUUGAACAUUCAUUUACCAUUUUCAUGCAAUGGCUGGAAAAGUUCGUCACGACUACUAUGUCGGGAACAUCCCGAAAAAAGCCACCGAAGAGCAACUUCGAGCGCACCUUUCCAGACAUGGUGAUAUCACUGGCUUCGAGUUUCGCUUGGAGAAAUGCUCUUAUUGUCCCACCAAAGUUGCUUUCGUAUUGUUUGCGAAGGCACUUGAGGAAGAAUCUCUAGCUACGCUUAAUCGUAAAAUGUUCCAAGAAAAGCGAUUGCUUGUAGUAAGCACGGCGGCGGAGAAGUAUUUUACUCCACUGUUGACUAUUGUGGUGCGAUAUCUCAAUGAACAUGUCACUGAAGAAGAUAUUUACACAUAUUUCGAAAAGUUUGGACCACUGGAAUGCGUGCAAAAACCGUCCAAUACAUAUGCGUAUGUUUCGUUCGUAAGCAACGACUCGGUCAAGUAUGCAAUGAAGACACAGUAUCGUCCAUUAAAAGGAGUUGAAGCGUACGUGGUAGCGGUAAAGCGAAAAAUAAGCAUGUUCCUCGAGAAGCGGACACCUAUGGUGUACGCGAGCCUUGUGGAGAAAAGCGAUGGCCUAGAGCUAUUUUACGAUCCGGCAGCAGAGAAUGAAACAACAUUACUGGUUACGAAUAUUCCUCGAGACACCGAAGAAGACGAUCUGCUCGAUUUUUUGGGCAAAUACGGUAAAAUCAUUGACUGGGAAAUGCAGAAAUCGGCCACAUGUGUAAUGACUAACAUUGGCUAUGUAACGUACCAGCAGCCAAAGAUGGCACGCACUGCGUUUUUGAGCGCGCCGUUAUGUUUUCAAGGCGUCGGCUUGGAAGUGUACAAUCAUAAGCUACGCCACAACACUAAUGAUUCAAAACGUGCUAUAAUUCUCAAACGAACGAGUGUUUAUUUAACAGACGACGAGAUCUUUGAACAGUUCUCUGAAUACGGUGCUGUACAGUACAUACAGCGCCUGGAUACGGUAAAUUAUAAUACGAUUGUCCGCCUCGGCACUGCCAAAGCGGCCGAGGAGGCGGCCCAGUCCGUCACCUGCAUAGCGGGCGAGAACGUACACAUCCGGUCAUACACGUCACGGCAGUAUCAUUUGCCAAUGAUUGUGGGACCGGAGAAUACUGACGAUAAGCACCCGAAACGGAUGCGAAAGGAAACGCUACUGCAGCAAAUAAUUGAUACCGAAGACCGCCGGAAUCGUGUCCAACUGCAGACGGAUUUUAAUGACAAGUAUUUUAAUCCAAACCCUCACUUCUACCGCAACGAAGUGCAGGUGUGGAACUAUCCGUCCACAUUUGGGCUUACCCAGUUUAGGGAAUUUUUCAAAAAAUACGGCACGGUAAUCAAUAUAAGAGAACUGAAGCCGAACCCCACGGCACCCAUCAGCUUCGCCUGUAUCAGCUUCGACACGAAGCUCGAGGCGAAGCGAGUGGUUAAAAUGAAUCAAAGAUUCAUGGGAUCUAAGCGGCUGCUCCUCCUAAUGGCGGAUAGAAAGAUUUUCCACGAUCCGGCUCUGUGCGUAAGAGUUGGUAAUCUUACCGAGGAAAUCAUGGACGAAGAUAUUUACGAUAGAUUUAAUAUGAUUGGAACCGUGAAGUACGUUUAUCGGCCUAAAGUCCAAGAAGCUAUUGUAUGUAUGGUUGACGAGCCAUGUUUAAUUAAGGCACAUAAAGUACUGUGUGUAGGGAGAUUUCCGGUUGACAUAGCCCCGCUUGUUACUGUAGUCGUUGCUGGUACCGCACAGACCGGGUUUAACAACGCCGGCAAUUUGAUGGCCAUGGCUAAUCCUGCGUACAGUAUGGGAAACGUGAUGGGCCCAUUGCCACUGAGACCGGUGGGACCGGGAAUUGGAAUGCCUCAAGUACCCUUACCAGUACCGGCACCUGUGCCUCUUCCGGAACGCUCACCGGUGAUCAUGCAAGUUGGGGGGCCCUCGUUCAUGGGUGGGCUCGUACCGAUGCAACACGGUGGGCCUCAAAUAUCGCCUCGCAUGAGAGGUCUGAUGCAAGCAGUAGAACAAACGAUGAUCAAGUCGAAAAACUUUACCACGUUGCCAAUGCUGGACCAGUUCAACGUUGUGCAGGAUAUCGUUAAUCAUUGCUUGAAUUUUCCCUUCUUUUUGGCACUGCAAGCUGACGAAAAGAUUCGGUAUCUGAUCGCCGGACGGAACGGGUUCAAAUACACGAAUAUUUUCACGCUCUUCACGUACCCGGAACAAGUGAAAAUGUUAUCCGUCAUUGAGACGUACUAUCGCAGCACAAUGGGUCAGGAUGGUAUAGCUCCGGCGUACACUGAGGAUACCUGGGGGUCGACAAUCUCGCAAGCAAAUACUAUAGUGAUACUAACCCAGGAUGUGGAAACCCCACACGGUACCAGUUCGGAUGCGAAUAAUAGUACCGUCUUAGUAGCAAACAACGAUGACGGGGACAGAGAAGAAGGAAUAGAUAUACCACCAGCACCGUCCCCACCUCCAAUGUUUAUCAAUUCGCGCUCCGCCUCGCCAGGAUCGGAUGAUGCUGCUGCAGUUAAAUCCCGCUCGAUGGUGCUCAACGGUGCCGCCCAAAGGCUACGGGAAAAUGCGUUGAGAAAACGGCAAAUGGACAACGAACCAGCCGAUGAAGUAACAAAUGAUCAGUCGAAGUCGCAACCAAGCGGCAAAAGAAGGAGGAAACGUAGUAAGAUAGACGAUAGUUAUGUUUUAGAUGAUAACAGGAUUUACGUUAGUAAUGUACCGCAGGAACUUAAUGAUCGAAGCAUAAGGGAACUUUUCAGCAAAUACGGAAACAUUGUGCUGGUGAGUGAGCAGAAGAGACAAAUUCUAAACCCCAAUUCAAAUCAAAACACGAAAGGGUUUGUUAUUCAGUACGAAACUAACUACCAAGCGAUUAGGGCAUUGGAUAUGCAUCUCACGAUCUUGCUGGGCCAGCUGAUACGGGUGGACCAAUUCAAGAAACAGUACAAGGAACGUUCAGACCAUGCCAUCAGUGUAACCUGUGCCGACAAAUAUUCCGAAGUUGCCAUCUAUGACACGUUUAAAUCGUGUGGAGAUGUACGCUUCAUCUGGACACGAGUUAUAAAUGGACAGGAAACAUGUGUCAUCGACUACAAAGACAGGGUGGCAGUACAAGCAGCCCUCAAAAUAACCUACCUGCACAGUGGAGGACGCUGCAAGGCCGUGGCAAUGUAAGCGGACAACAACAAAGCAUGCUAAUGAUGGGGGUCCGCGACAGCCGAGCGGUAGCGCCGGUUAGAAAAUCGUCCCAUGAGCGCCGGGGCUCACCACCUCGACGGCAUGGGUUCGAAUCCCAACCGAGACCGGACCCUCCCCUCCCCUGUACGAGAGGACUGACUAUCCACGUACAACAGGGAAACAAGUCUCGUAAGCCCUUAAACGGGCAGGCAUGACCAAGAGGUCGUUACGCCAAGAAGAAGAAGCAGUCCGUUUGCAGAAUCCUUUCCGAGUGGCAGUGAAUACCCUAACGUUAAUCUAGUGAUUAAGUUUAGUGCUACCAUCUGUCAACUGCAGUUAAAAUAUAUUUUAAGUAGAACAGUAAGUAUGAGGAAAACUGUCCUCAGAAUUAAUAGUAAAAACAACAGUCGAGAAGAAUCGUUUAUUCAACGAUCGUUUAAACUGCCGUCUAGCGCUUUCAAUGAAUUGGAUUCGUUUGUCAUUCGUUUGCGUAUAUUUAAACGAAACUUAAACGAUUCUGAAAACCUAAUGACGAAUUGAAGGCUCUGAAUCAGAGAGCUGUUGAAAUAGUGAAAGUUGAAACACAAUUAGUUUGUCUGAAGCAAUUUGCUUCACUCAUCCAAGAUGAAAAUUACAUAAUAGUAGAUUAAUAGUAGGUUAAUACUUCACGAGCAUUUUAAGUUAAGAAAGUGACAAAAUUCAUUACUAGGCAUGAUAUGGCAUGGCGACUAUCAUGUGGUAGCUUU